Messenger RNA from Musa acuminata AAA Group (dessert banana), 2235 nucleotides. RefSeq names its product membrane protein of ER body-like protein. The record is from RefSeq and is a predicted model, not a curated record. The transcript has 6 exons. The coding region runs from base 466 to 2049 and encodes 527 amino acids. Lineage: Eukaryota; Viridiplantae; Streptophyta; Magnoliopsida; Zingiberales; Musaceae.
UUCUGCGAAUUAUGAAAUGACUAUAAUGCCCAUGUACUUUGUUGCUUUGUACGAGGAGAGCCUUCCCCUGCCCGACGCAAGUCGUGGCCUCCGACAUUCCGAAAGAUUCUUUUUGCGUCAUUCGUGUCGUGUGUAGUGUGCCUCACGACAACCCACCUCGUUGUCGUGAUUCGUAUCUUUUGGCGUGAUUCGUGAUUCGUUUUGUUACUAUUAUGGUUUGCCCGUGUCGUUGUCGUGAUUCGUGAUGCGCAUCUUUUCUGUUACGUUCGGUUUGGCCACCUCGUUGUCCUUGUUGCGUUGUUCUUGGCCUCCUCCCAAGAUUUUGAUCUCGUUUCCUCUCUUUCGCUCCUCUUUCUUCCUCGGGAAGUGGCAAUGGCUACGGGGAGAGCCUAGCGAUCGUCGGAUUCCUACUCUGUUACCGUAGCUUGCGGUUGUGAUCGAGGUUCUUGUUGUGAUGGGGAGAGCAUGGGAGCCUGGCGAUGGGGUUUGAUUAGUUUCUUGUUCUUUGACAUCUCCAUGGAAGCAUGGUUGGUGUGUUGGGUUUGCUUCCUUCCUCUAUUCCGGCUGCGUUGGAUUAAGGUUGAGGGCAUCAGAGGGUGGUUACCCUUUCGUUGUCGCUUGCUUGCACACACUGCAGUUGCAGUUGAGACUGGUGGCUUGAUGCCCCAAAAGGAUGACCAGAUUGCUACUUGGGAGGAACUCGGAAAUGAAAAAUCAGAUUUUAAAUGUAAAAUAAUUAAUGAGCAAGAGGAUAUAUCAACUGAAGAAGUAAAUCAUGCCUUAAAUAAUAUGAAGAUGGAAAAUGGAUCAAGUUCACAAUGUUCUGAAACAUCAGAAAGUCAAGAUGAAAUGGCUGUACAACAACAGAUUAAGCUACCAAAAGAGAGUAAACUAAAAGCGGUAGAAGUUGAUCUUGAGAGGAUACUUGAGGAACAAGAUACUCAUGAUUUGUACUGUCCUAUUUGUAACUCGUGUAUAACAAAAAAGGUGAUUUUACGUAAAAGAAAAAGGACGGUUCAACAUGGUGGGCCUUCUAAGAAAGUGAACGAAGAAAAAUAUGAUGCUGGGAAGUCGGAUACUGGAGCUGUUUCAAGUGGAAUGACAAAUCCAAGUGAUGCACCAGAGCCAGAUGUAUUCAGAUGUUUAUCAUGCUUCAGCUUCUUCAUGCCAACAGACUGUGGUUUUAACAUAUUCCGGAUAUUUGAGAACGGAAAGAAAAUUCAUGCGCCAAGUUCACCGCAAGUUCCCGAGAAACCAAGCCAACCAGGAGAUGGUGCUAUUCAAAAAACUAGUGAAAAUGACCAGAUAAUUCAACGUUCAGAAGCAACUGCCACUGAAGUGUUGCCACAUUCAGAUGUUCGACUUGAUGUACCUGAGCGAAGUGCCAGAGUUUCUGAAAUAAGCAAUGACUGGGAUGUUCUGAAAAGUAUUGUGUACGGAGGUCUAGCUGAAUCAAUUGCCAGCCUGGGUGUCGUGUCAUCAGCAGCUGCAGCUGAUGCUUCAACAUUGAGCAUCGUUGCUUUAGGGCUGGCAAAUCUGUUUGGUGGAUUUCUUUUGAUUAUUCAUAAACUUUUUGAGUUGAGAACUGCUCGAGAUGUGGCAACCGACCACGAGGAGGAUGAAAGAGCUGGUCGAUACUGGGAAUUGCUGGGGAGGAAAGCAAACUUCCGCCUACAUUUUGUUGUUGUCAUAAUAUCAUACCUUUUAGUUGGUUCGGUGCCUCCCGUCGUUUACGGCUUCUCAUUCAGGGGGAGUGACAACAAGGAACACAAGCUCAUAGCUGUGGCUGCAGCAUCCCUUCUAUGCAUUGCGCUGCUGGCUACAGGGAAGGCCCACGUUGGGCCACAAAGGGCCUACACGAAAACUCUUUUCCACUACCUAAGCCUUGGUGUGUCAGCAUCUGGUGUCUCCUAUGUGGCUGGGGUGAUGGCCAAUAAGCUCCUCGAGAAGUUUGGUUUGUUUGAUGGUGGCAUGAGUCCCCCGUCACCUCCCGGCCUUUGGUAUCAAGAUCUAAGAUCAGGAGGACGGGCGUGGGCAUCAUCAUAUUGACGACGGACCGGACCCCACUUACAGGUGGCAAUCUGUUCAUUCAGCAGCACUCAUGCACGCGUCGUCAUUCUCUUUUUCGAUUGGUUAUCCGUAACUGUUUGUCGUACGUAUCAUUCGUAUUGUCAACGUGAAGUGGUAUUGUCAUCGUGAAAUUUGAGAUUUAUGAUAUUCCUCCGUCCUACGUGA